This is a messenger RNA of Stylonychia lemnae, 591 nucleotides long. Lineage: Eukaryota; Ciliophora; Spirotrichea; Sporadotrichida; Oxytrichidae. The record is from the annotation of a GenBank genome assembly.
AUGGGAGGAACUUGCUGUGUCACUAGAGAAAAAAAUAACUAUCAAGGUGAAUUCAAGGAUGAUUUUCAAAUAAAUGAAGUUCAAAAAUCUUUGCUUUUUAUAACUGAGUUCUUUGACAAAAAUAGAGAGACCCAGAUAUUAGCACUUUGCUAUUCAAAAGAUUAACUUAAAAACUUCAUGGUUUGUCUCUCUCAAAUUAUGUCCUACAUUAAAACCAAGACUGGAAAGAUCUUUGUUCCUGCUUCAAUCUCCAAUAAUCCUAUGAACCCUGAAUUCGAGAUGCUGAUAUGCUUAGUACCGAUUGAAGAAUUGGUGAAAUAUAGAAUUGAUAUGGAGCUAAGUAUCGAUGAAAGUUUAGUAGCAAGGUAGUUUGUUACUAGAAAGUUUAGUUUUCAAACAAGUGAUCCUGGUAUGCGUAAGGAAUAAUUAAAGAAUGAUCUUAUGUAAUGCUUUCAAAAUGAGGGUCUAAUGAUCAUUGGAGGAGUUUAAGAACCAGGAAAGCUAAAUACUGUUAAUCUACUCUUGAUUAUCACUUAGAAGUAGAAUAUAGACCACAGAUGUCAAACCAGAAAGAUUUCGAGCAUUUACUGA